Molecule: messenger RNA, 480 nt
Organism: Rangifer tarandus platyrhynchus (Svalbard reindeer)
Lineage: Eukaryota; Metazoa; Chordata; Mammalia; Artiodactyla; Cervidae
Source: the annotation of a GenBank genome assembly
AUGCAGCCCCCCGUCUGCCCCCGCCACGCCUGUGUGUCUGCCGUGCGGAGCCCGGUCACGGCCUGUCCCCUCACUACGUCACGCCGAGUUCCUCGCCUCACCACCCACCCCUUCUCGGUGAUGGACAUUGUUCCGAUGGGGAGACACCUGCUCUCUACCAAGGGGGAAGUCAAGGAGGCCGAGGUCCGGACACCGGGGACCUCCAUCUCUCUGAGUUAUAGGCAUCCAGCUGUGUCCCUCACAAUGGACCCCACGACCUUACUCAAUUCCCUGCCCCCACCGCCAUCACAGUCACAAGCCAGGGUGGGGUUCGCAGUGACCCUGGAUGUUCAUGCCUUGUCUGGGCCCGGUCCCCAUCCAGUGCCGCGCUGGCAGCAGGCUGGCCAUCCCGGAUGCCAGCGAUGGCACUGGGGCAGGCGGGCAAGGCCCCCAGGGCAGGACCACGCCCCUGCUGUCCCCCACUUCUGCCCCAGCUUGUGA